AUGCCUUCCAAUACCGACUACCACAUUAAUAGGGAGUUUCAGAUGGGUGGGACCACCAAUUCCAUGGCCAUGGCGCCGGCUACGCCACGAAUGAUGGGCAGACCGAGUAAUCACGGCAGCACGUCCAGUCACGGAAACAAUGACGGGACAUCCAAGCUAAUGCCCGCAGUAGAGGUUUCCAACGCUUCGCAAAGUGUGUCGAAGGGAAGUGGACUGGGCCAGGAUAAUUCCGGUGCACCAGCUAGGCAGUUUCACCGCAAAAGCCUCGGAGACUGGGAUUUCCUAGAAACCGUUGGUGCUGGGUCGAUGGGCAAAGUGAAGCUAGCUCGACACCGGACAACGCACGAAGUGUGCGCCAUUAAAAUCGUUAAUCGCGCUACUAAGGCAUUCGUGCACAAAGAGUCCCAUAUGGCGCCUCCCAGGACCCAAGAAGAGGUUCUGGAGCGCGAACACAAGCUUGAAAAGGAAAUCUCGCGCGACAAACGCACUAUCCGAGAGUCUUCUCUUGGCCAGAUCUUUUACCAUCCACAUAUAUGCCGCCUUUUCGAGAUGUGCACGAUGAGCAACCAUUUUUACAUGCUAUUCGAGUAUGUCUCCGGUGGGCAGCUUCUCGACUAUAUUAUUCAGCACGGGUCGUUACGUGAGCGCAGCGCUCGAAAAUUCGCCCGUGGAAUCGCCUCUGCUCUACAGUACUUGCACAUGAACAACAUUGUGCACCGAGACCUCAAGAUUGAGAACAUCAUGAUAUCCACGUCCGGGGAAAUCAAAAUCAUCGAUUUCGGUCUUUCGAACAUGUACAACCCGAAGAAACAAUUGCACACUUUCUGUGGGUCGCUUUACUUUGCCGCGCCGGAGCUUUUGAAAGCGUGCCCGUAUACAGGGCCAGAAGUGGACGUCUGGUCUUUCGGAGUCGUUUUGUAUGUGUUGGUGUGCGGUAAAGUGCCCUUCGAUGAUGAGAACUCUAGUGUGCUACACGAAAAAAUAAAGCAAGGACGCGUUGAAUAUCCACAGCAUCUGUCUAUUGAAGUCAUUUCUUUGUUGUCCAAGAUGCUCGUGGUUGAUCCCAACAAACGUGCCACUUUGAAGCAGGUGGUCAACCAUCAAUGGAUGCAAAGAGGCUACGAUUUUCCGUCUCCAUCAUAUUUGCCUCACCGUACGCCUCUAACGCCAGAUGCACUAGACUCUACUGUGAUAAAAGAAAUGUACCGUCUUGAAUUUGUUGACGAUGUUAUUGAAGCUACUGCUUGGCUAACCAAGAUACUCACAAGUCCUGAAUACGAGAGCUUAGUAAAACAGUUUUGGGCCAAUGUUAGUAAAGGCGGUGUGCAUGAAGAUCCUACUCGCGCAUUCCACCCAUUGUUGUCAAUAUAUCAAUUGGUUGAUGAGACGGUCAAGAGAAAGCUGGCCAAGCAACAGAAAAGGGCAGCACUUUUGGCUGCAAACCAAAUACCUCAAGCUCUGGAUGUACCGACUUCUGGCGCUCCAGUGGGGACACCUAUGACUCCUGGUACAACACCUGUGUCGACACCCGCUAUGGCCGCUCAACCGUCAAUGCAGCACAAGAGAGAACUCUCUGUCAACACCAGACCGCUCAACGCCGUUUCACCUUACCCAGUGAUCAGCGCGGUUCCUACCACCUCGCCCUCGAAGCCAAGACCUACCGUGAUGAUUCCACCCAAGCUUGCUGUUCCAGAGCAGGCACAUACCUCUCCAACUGGCAGAAAGCCAUCAAACACCAACUAUCCCUCUGCAGAUCUUGACGUUGUCUUGUCUCCAACUCCUCAAUCUCAUGACUAUGACCAAGCAACAGCAGCCCUACAAAAGAAGGCCGAAGCCGACAACAUUACUUCCUCUUCAGUAAUCAACCCUCUAACUGACAAGUCCAAAUUUGGCACAAUGUUCAGACGCUUCUCGCAAAAGCGUCAUGGCCAUCACCAAUCACAACAACAACAGCAGCAGCAGCAGCAGCAGCAGCAGAAACAACAACAACAACAGCAACAGCAACAAUUAGCAACACAACGCUUGACACCACAAGCUGUUCCAAAGACAACGAUGAAAAAGACUCACACUAGAACUGUUUCAGAAAACGUACCAUUCACCAGGCUCGACACAUUUGGCGCCCCACCUUUACCCAAUGAUGUCACCAAUGCAAAACAACGUACAGAGUUGCCCGCACUGCCCUCUAAUGCUGCAAACAUGGUCAAAGAUCAACAGUUGGCAUCAGAAGGAGUUCAAAGACUACAAAUCGCCGACGAGGAUGAACCUAUAUCCACGCUCAGCGUUCCAAAGGGUAGAAAGAUGCACCCCUCGGCUAGAGCCAAAUCCGUUGGACAUGCUCGUCGUGAAUCUCUGAAAUUUAUGAGACCACCUGUGUCCAAUAAUAUGGAUCAACAAGUCAUGAACAUGAACGAUGAUGGAUUCUUGGAAAGCAGCGAUGAUGGCAAGUCUGACUACAUCAACAGUGUUGAAGUGACCUCUUCACAGGGUGAACGUGAGCUCACAGAUCAAGAAAUUCUCAACAUUGCAUCCAAAGCACCAAUGGGUUCGAUGCCAUCUAUCGAUUAUCCUCGCUCCUUGUUCUUAAAAGGGUUUUUUAGUGUCCAAACAACGUCGUCAAAACCUCUACCAAUUGUGCGUUACAAAAUUAUCUCUGUUCUAAAAAAGCUGAGCAUCGAUUUCAAGGAAGUGAAAGGUGGGUUUGUUUGCCUGCAUAAACAGUCUUACAUUACUCCCGCUUCUCAGCCACCGCAACAACCUGUAAUAAUAGUCAAUGAUGCCUCCUCAACGGGCAGCAAUAAUAGUUGGGGUGCAGCCUCUCACAGGAGGAACUUUUCUAUCCCACCCGUACAGCAAUCAACGGUUUCGCGUAAUAGUUCGCUACGACGUCAACCAUCAAUGGGCAAAUCUCAACAGCCAGGCAUUGCAGCCACUCCACAGGCUGCCAGUACGCAUGAAAGAAACUUAUCCAUCAUUUCACCAAGCAAUGGCAAUGGUAGUAUCCCUGAAGUUUCUAGCGCUUCUUUGGAGUCCUUCCACCAUGACGAUAUUCUAACAACUUCUAAAGCCCAUAAUCUGAAUAACGCAGAACAUCCCGCAACUGCCGGCGAUUCGAAAGAGAGGCCUCCGCUCAAGUUCGAAAUUCAUAUUGUUAAAGUUCGCAUUGUCGGCUUGGCCGGUAUUCAUUUCAAGAAAGUAUCUGGUAAUACUUGGAUGUACAAAGAAUUGGCUUCUCACAUUUUAACGGAAUUGAACUUGUGA
This is a messenger RNA of Lachancea meyersii CBS 8951, 3258 nucleotides long. NCBI's taxonomy places the organism in Eukaryota, Fungi, Ascomycota, Saccharomycetes, Saccharomycetales, Saccharomycetaceae. The record is from the annotation of a GenBank genome assembly.